AUGGCUUUAAAAGCAGCUCUUUAUCGUGGUCCAAAUGCAUGCUCUGUACAUACAUCAUCACCAAGUUUUUCACCAUCAAUAUCAGAAGGAGCAGCUACACCUAAUUCAACAUUAAGUCACCGUCAUCAUAAAUAUUUUUCAAGUGGUGGGAAUUUUUUACAUCAUCAACCACCAUUUCCAUUUUUUUCAUUAUCAGAUGAAGAAGCAACUGAACGUGAAAUUGGUGAUAUUGAAGAAACUGAACGAAGUUAUAGUUUACCACCAUCAUUUCUUUCAACAACAAAUAAACGAGUUAAUCGUAGACAUCGACAUCUUAAUAUUAAUAAUUUAAUUGAAAAGAAAUAUAGAAAAAUUAAUGAUGAUAAUAAUAAUUUAGAAUUAAUUAAUAAUAAUAAUAAUAAUGGCAGUAAUAAUAAUAAUAAUAAAGGAUCAUACCAAUGUCAAUUUUGUGAUAAAUCAUUCCCACGAUUGGGAUAUUUAAAAAAACACGAACAGAGUCAUGCUGAACAUUUACCAUUUAAAUGUGAAUAUUGUGCACGUCUAUUUAAACAUAAACGAUCACGUGAUCGUCAUACAAAAUUACAUACCGGUGACCGCCGUUAUCGUUGUCCACAUUGUGAGGCAGCUUUUUCAAGAAGUGAUCAUUUAAAAAUUCAUAUGAAAACUCAUGAUAAUCAGAAACCAUUUCAAUGUACAAUCUGUAAUCGAGGAUAUAAUACAGCUGCUGCUUUAACAUCUCAUAUACAAAAUCAUAAAAAACAAGCAGCUCUCAUGGGUACUGGUUUACAACCAUUAAAUUAUAGUCCACGAUCAACUGGUUCAACAUCAAGUAGUGCUGGUAGCCUAUUUGGUAUGCGACAUCAAAAAAGUCCAUUAUCAAUGUCUGGUACUGAUUAUGGUAGUAAUACUGGCAGUCCAAUACGUAAUGAUUCAAAAUUAUCAAUGCAUCAUCAAAAUUUAUCAUGUUUAUAUUGUACACAAAAUACAUUUAAUGAUUUAGAACAAUUAAAUAAACAUAUGCAAACAUGUCACAAGGAUAUACAAUCAUUAUCAACUGGAAAUCUAAAUAAUGAAUCAUUACCAGCCUUAACACCAAUUCCAUCUACAAUGUUAAAUUUUCCUUUAAGUUGUGAAUAUUGUACAAUGAAAUUUACAAAUAUUUCUACAAUGUUUCAACAUAUGAAAACAGCUCAUAUUGAUCAAAUGAAAAUUUCAAAUUUUGAACAUUUGGAUAAUUUAUCAUUUGGCUUUCACGGAAAUUUCAAUCAAUCAUCACCGAAUACAGUAUCUCAACCAUCAUCAGCUACCGAUUGUUUUGGUGAUAUUAAAAUUAAAAAAGAAAGUCCAAGCCCAAAUUCAAACAAGCAAUCAUGCGGUGAUAAUAGUAACACAUCGAAUACUGGUGAAAAAGAUGAAAAUUUAAUUCAAUUAAGACCAACAGAUUUAAGCCAACCAAAAAAACAUUCAAAUCAAACAACGAAUAAUAAUGAAUUACAACCAAAAGAUAUUUCGCCUAAUGAUAAAUUCUUUCAACGAACUUUCUUAUGUAAUCAAUGCAAUGAGGCUUUACCUGAUUUUCAUUCAUUCAGAAAUCAUUUAAAAUUGCAUAUAACACAAAAGAUGGGUAUGAUUUGCCAACAUUGUGGUGUUACAUACCAUGAUAAAAAUGAAUUAGAUCGUCAUAUAAUAUCACAUUUUUUAAUAGCAACAUCAGAAUUUAAUUGUUCGAAAUCAUGCAAGAAAACUUUUACGAAAGUUGAUGAUUUAAGAACGCAUUUAUUUGAACAACAUUCUCAAGUUGUGUACAGGUGCACAUUAUGUUCAGAAGUUUUUGAUACAAAAAUUGCAAUUCAAGUACAUUUAUCAUGUACUCAUGUUAAUGAAGUAAAAACUUAUCAAUGCUCAGCAUGUAUGAAACAAUUUCGAAAUGAAGAAGAUUUUUCAAUUCAUGUAAAAAGUCAUUUGGCCCCACCGAACGGUUGUAUACAAUGCAUGUUUUGCCGAACUAUUUGUACAUCUCAAUUGGAAAUGCAUUUUCAUUUAGCAGCACAUGCGCAACAAUUUCGAUGUCCUUCUUGUCCAGAAACAUUUCAAGUUGAAUUUCUUCUUGAAAGACAUAUACAAACACAUCAUUCAAUGCGUAAAGAUACAAUAAAUCAUCAUCAUCAAGAUUUAAUUAAUGGAUCUAAACAUUUGCUACAAGAAGAAUCAGAUCAGUAUGGUGCAUUACAACAGCAACAGAGACAAUCUCCAAAUAAUUAUCCUCCAAGAGGAAAAAAUAUAUUUCAAAUUCCAAAUUCAAUUGCUGUAAAACCAAAUAACAAAUUUUAUUCUCCAUUACAAGUAAAUACAACCACAAAUAACAAGCAACAUUUAAAAUAUGGUUUAAAUCAAAGAUUUGACACAAAAAAAUCGCUUUUAAAUUUUAUGUACAAUAACUAUCAUCAUCAUAAUCAACAGCAUCAGGAAGAAAAGAUUAACAAUGAUGGUUUUCCUCAUACUCCAGGAUUCUUAUUAAGCCCGACAACUUAUUUUGAUAAUAAUUAUGAUAACAUGACAGCAGCAGCAGCGGCUGCGGCAGCUGCAGCAGCGGCUGUAGCAUCAUCGAAGCGUAAUAAUCUUUCAACAUUAGAAAAUCCUUCAACUAGUAAAACAGGUACACAAUCAACUUGCAAUGAAAGAAAGCAGAUUGGUUUUAGUUGCGGUAUGUGCGAACGUAAUGAUUUUCGCACCGAAUCUGAAGUUAAUACACAUCGUAAAAUUGUACACAACUUGAAAACUGGUGUUAGUCUACGUUGCGCUUAUUGCAGCGGUAACUUUAAAUCUAGAAGCGAAUUAGAACAUCAUAUGAAAGCUUGUCAUAAUUCUAUGGGCAAACAUAAAUGUUUAAUAUGUGAUGAAAUAUUCCCAUCACCAGCUAUAUUGGCUGAACACAAACUUCAGCAUUCCAGAGUAGGACGUUCAGGAAAAUGUGUUCAUUGUUCCACUCCAUUAAAUGAUAUUGCAACAUUCAAGUUACAUUUAUCCAAACAUGUUACAACAAAUAAAGAUCCAAUACCAAUACAAUGUAUUUGUUGCCGACAAACAUUAAAUUCUGAUUUUGAAGUUGAAUUGCAUGCAAGGUAUCAUACAAAAACACCAAAUGUUCCAGAAAACGGCUGUGUACUCUGUUUAGAGCCAUUGCCUCCUACAGCACAAACACGUUUAUGUGAAAAGUGUGAUCUUAAACAUAAACUUAAUGUAACUGGUGCUGGUACAACAUCUUCUUCAGUAGCAUUAGCAACUGGUAUUAUUAAUAAUGCUAGCGCAGUUGCUGGUGCAAUUCGAUUUACAAAACCUCAACAAAAUUAUACAGAAUUUUUAGAAAACAAAUGUCAUUUAUGUAAAAUAAUUUUACCACAUCAACAACGACUUCAAGAACAUCUUGUAGAGCAUACAUUUGCCGGUUGUGAAGAACGUGGCUAUUCUUGUUAUAUAUGCUCUUCAGUAUUUACAGUACCUGGUGGUCUUUUAAAUCAUAUGAGUGAACAUGGUCAAAAUGCACGACCAUAUGAUUGUAAUAUUUGUCAAGAGAAAUUCUUUUUUAGAGCUGAAUUAGACAAUCAUUUAUUUAAACAUCAAUUAAAUGAUUCUAGUGAAUUUAUUGAAAAAACAUUACAAAUUCAGUCAUCACCUAUUGAUAUGAUAAAAACAAAAGAAAUUAAAAAUUAUUCACAACAAAUACAAUCCCAUCAUCAAUCUAUAAAUGAAGAACAAAAAAAUCGUAACUUAAAUGAUUUAAUUAAAGGUGAACGUAAACAACAUGAACAUGGUAAUUCUAAUAAUAAUGAAGAAAUUAUUGAUAAUAAUAAUGAAGAAGAUGAAUAUAUUGAAAUCGAAAAAUUAGCUGAAACAUCAACGACUCCUCAAGAGAAUUAA
Condylostylus longicornis is the source of this 3918-nucleotide messenger RNA. RefSeq names its product zinc finger protein 423 homolog (gene L). The record is from RefSeq and is a predicted model, not a curated record. Gene Ontology annotation, cellular component: nucleus. Gene Ontology annotation, molecular function: DNA-binding transcription factor activity, RNA polymerase II-specific; RNA polymerase II transcription regulatory region sequence-specific DNA binding. Gene Ontology annotation, biological process: regulation of transcription by RNA polymerase II. Lineage: Eukaryota; Metazoa; Arthropoda; Insecta; Diptera; Dolichopodidae. Bases 1 to 3918 code for a protein of 1305 amino acids. The transcript has 10 exons.